Molecule: messenger RNA, 4389 nt
Organism: Toxorhynchites rutilus septentrionalis
Lineage: Eukaryota; Metazoa; Arthropoda; Insecta; Diptera; Culicidae
Product: WD repeat-containing protein 44
Exons: 9
Coding region: 140-3511 (1123 amino acids)
Molecular function (GO): protein binding
Source: RefSeq, a predicted model, not a curated record
CACAUCUUAUUGCUUUUGUACGAACUUCUUUGUAGGCAGCGGAAAAUUUCAUCGAAUUUGUGCGGAAUAUCCUGCGAAAAUCAUGUAAUUUCACCGAUCCUGAGUCGUGCUAGAACUGUGGUAUCGCCAGAAGUACAGAAUGGCUAGCGCAAGCGAAAGUUCGGAUGAAUUUUUCGAUGCGGAGGACGACAAUGCUACAAAUCAUCCUAGGGACUCCAGCAGCAGUAGUGGCAAGAAACGUUCACCGAAAAUAAAAACCGAAAAAGAGUUUCUCUAUCCUGAGCAAACGGAAGAAAAGAGAUGUGAGCAGCACUCGGAUCGAAAUUCGCAGUCAAGUCAACAAAUGGAGCAGCAUCAGCAAAACCAUCAACAAGUAGUUCCGCAGCAAAAAGACGGAACCAAAUUUAUUGAACCGAAAACGUAUGGUAGACAGCGGUUUCGUGAACUGCGUCAGUGCAUGCAAAAUGACGAAGACGAGAAUCCUGGCAAUACACUAACACCUGACUCACAGAACAGCUCGGUGGAAGGUGUAUACUCUUCAUCUACGCGCACAUCGCACCCUUUCAGGGUGAUCGAAGGCGAUGCUCUCAGCAUACAAAGCAUGACUUCGUUGGGACGAGUCGGAAGAAUUCUGGCUGGAAGUGCCAGUGUGGAUGCUAGUGGUCUAAGUAUAGGGAAAGAUUCUACAUAUCUGGCUGCUUCGACGUCAUCUGCUCCACAUUCUUUGAUAGCACUACCAUCCUCUUCAUCACGGGAAACCCAGCUAAGUGGCAGUUCGUCGAUCCAAUCAAGCAGCGGCGGUGGCGUUGUCGGGAAUGUUAGUACAGAAAAUAUCGGUACAUGCAAGUAUGAUUCAUAUGAAGAGAUACGGCACCGACAGGAGAACACCGCUUCCAGUGAUAACGAUAAAGAGCAUCGAGUGAACAUGAAUGUACCCUUACAAGAACCAGAUGUCAUCGCUAGUACAAAACUGGCUCACUCCAAAACAACCGAUAGUUUGACUUGUUCCGGACCGGUUGCCCCUCCGCGGCGGAAAAAGAAAACUCGAAAACUCUCGAGUAGUUCAUCGGAGCAGUUCAACAUGAAUGAAGGUCUCAAGCUUCCUCCUCCGGAUAGUUGUUCUACUGAACUUACAGUAAAACUUCCGAUAGCACAAACAUCUAUAGGUUGUAACAAUGAGCCGCCCGUGAUAGAAACAACAGGUGAGGGUCAAAUUUUGCCCAGUCCAGCAACACUAGCAUCUAUCACACGGCAGAUAGAAAACUCCUUCCAAGAAGCUACUAUUGGUGCUUCUAAUGGAAGUCCUGCGAUAGGUGCAGCUGGUGAGUCUAGUGGAGAACCGCGCAAAUUGUUGACUGGUUCGAUGGGUCGUAUACCAAAUUCAUUGGGGAAUUCUUCGUCGUCUGUUCACUCCAAACCAAGCCCAUCGAAUAGUGUGAAAAGCAAUUCGGCGCCAGCUCGAGUUAGCUCGAUUGAUCCCUCACAAGGGUUGAACAUAUACAAAGCUAUCAAAGGCCAAUACGUUGUGAAGCCAACAGAUGGGGCAUUCAAUAAGGCACAGGGACCUUCUCGUGAGGAAAUCGAACGUGUGGAAAAAAUUAGACUAGAAAUCAUGGGAAACACUGCUCUAACGAGAGCUAGUUUAUCAGGAACUGGAACAAAUAGUUUGGGCAGCGGCACAAGAUACGGUUCAUCGCUGGCUAAACAUAUGUACUUGAAGGAGCGACGAAAAUCAGCCGGGGAUGAGGAUAUGUUCAAGCAGUUAAAUAUCUAUGUGAAAACAAGAACCGACUCGGGCAAGCAACUGACCGACAUGGAGAUUUUGGAACAGAUCCCGGUGAAAAACCUAGAUACCGGUGAAAAUUUCCCUCUUUCUGCUGUGGAAGAAAAAUUACCACAAUGCAUCAAUCCACUGUCAUUGCACAUAAUGAGGUUAACAAGUCAUAUUCCGGAGUCAGACGAGGAGUCUAUUGGUCCCCCUCCCGGCUCGGAAGCUCCGGCUGGGUUCGAAGAAGAUCUCGAAAUUGAGGAAGAAGCUGGACGAUUGAAGAAGAAAACAGCUAAAAUAAAAAGAUUCUUCCGUUCCACAGCUAGAAAAACGGUUGACAAAGCAAAAUCUAUUGCAUCGGAAGUAUCACAUGCUAGACACAAGGAGGAUGUCGCAGACAUCGAGGACGUUGUGAAUCCUGAGCAGAAUAUCAAAAUAAAAGCGUCGAGUACCAAUAAAGGCCCGUAUGAAUUCGCUAAACUACAACACGUCCAAGACCUAUCCGGAGAGCACACGGGAGCUGUGUGGUGCAUGAAAUUCAGUUCUUGUGGUCGUUUACUGGCAACUGCAGGGCAGGAUCGUGUUCUCCGUAUUUGGGUUUUGAAGGAUGCAUAUCAUUUCUUCCAAGAUAUGCGCACAAAGUAUAAUGCAGCCGAUCAGAAGUCUUCGCCGACCCCUUCGCAGGAAUCACUAGUCUCACAUCAUUCGGCCGAGGAAGCGAUUGCUUUGGCAAUAGCCGCCGAGAAAUCUCCCGGUCCGUUUAUGCCCAAGUCGUUCUGUACUUACUCAGGUCAUACCUCGGAUUUAUUGGACGUGUCAUGGUCUAAAAACUAUUUCAUCCUGUCCAGCUCUAUGGACAAGACAGUUCGCUUGUGGCACAUAUCGCGAAAAGAGUGUCUCUGCUGCUUCCAGCAUAUAGAUUUCGUGACGGCGAUUGCGUUUCAUCCUCGUGAUGAUCGCUAUUUCCUCAGUGGCAGUUUGGAUGGAAAGUUGAGAUUGUGGAACAUUCCGGACAAAAAGGUUGCCUUGUGGAAUGAGGUGGAUGGACAGACGAAACUUAUUACGGCGGCUAAUUUCUGUCAAAAUGGAAAAUUCGCCGUCGUUGGCUCGUACGAUGGUCGAUGUCUGUUUUACAACACCGAUCAGCUUAAGUAUCACACACAAAUCCACGUCCGCUCAACGAGAGGGAAGAACGCAAUCGGGAGGAAAAUUAGUGGCAUUGAACCUAUGCCUGGUGAGGAUAAAAUUCUCGUUACAUCAAACGAUAGCCGAAUACGUUUGUACGACCUGAGGGAUUUGAAUUUGAGCUGCAAAUACAAGGGAUACUUGAAUGUUUCGUCCCAGAUCAAAGCGUCUUUCUCACACGACGGCAAAUAUAUCAUAUCGGGAUCGGAGAAUCAGAUGAUUUACAUCUGGAAAACUCAUCACGACUAUGCCAAGUUGAGCUCCGUCCGACGAGAUCGAAGCGAUUUCUGGGAGGGGAUCAAGGCCCACAACGCAACAGUUACCUGCGCUAUUUUUGCGCCACAUCCCGAAGCAAUUAUUAAACCAGAACCUGAUGAUGAAAUUAACGCGGACAAUAUUUCAAUCACUCAUCCAGCGGAUCCACUGGUGGAACAACGAAAAAAGGGUUGCGGCGGCUACGUGUUGGUGAGUGCGGAUUUUAAUGGUUGUAUUAAAGUGUUUAUCAAUAAGACCAAGCCCAAACAUAGCAGCUUGCCAUAUACAGCUAUUCUAGACUAAAUUUUGUGUUGUUGAAAAUUGUAAUCACUGGAAUAAGAGUGAAUACUUUCGCUUAACUUUGCACUAAUUAGAACAUCUGUCAGACCGAACACAGACCGAUUCGAAAAAAAAAGUUUCGCGAUUUAUGCGAUGAGUGAGAGAUAGGAGCAUCACUGAUGUUUAUUGGAUUGAUUUUAGAAACGGUUCGCAAAGAUUUGUUCGAGGCAAACUGAACACCAAAUAAUGUUAGGGCUGAAGCGUGAUAUACAGUGAGUGCCGGAGGGUUAGGUUACCUAAAAUUAACUAUGGAAAGUGCAGUUAAGGAUAUAAGAUCCGCAUUUUGGGCAGAAAACAUCACAUGGAUGUGUACGUACUUUUUUUUUGUUUACCGUUUGGAUGUGUUUUCUGUGUAUUCCCACUAUUGCAUGUUAACAGCAGUUUCACUCACCUUUGUUGUUGUGUUCAGUGCAAAACAGCGAUGAGAGCAUUUGUUCAAUCUUCCCAUUUUAAUAUCGUAGGCACAUCGCGCAAAAUUGAAUUAUAUCCCAGAGUUAAUCCAGCUAUUUAUUACUUACGUAGAUGUUCAAACAGAUGUUUUAUAUAGUUUUAAUUGUGGAGUUUGAAAUUUUUGAUAAUAUACUAUAUUUGAUAAAUGCCAUGUUAUAAACAGUAACCAAGGUGUCUGCAACAAACAUAUGUUUGCACAUGUGUUCUAGCGAGGAAUCAGGAACGAAUAACUGCGUAUGAUAAUUACCAUAUUGUUACAAACUGUGUAGAUUAAAACAGAAUGUUUACCUAAUUUAUUAAUAUGUAUAUAACGUGGAAACUAACGUAUUCAAAUGUUGCUUUGUUCAAUGAUUGGAAAAUAUGAGAACAUCCCUUCACAUUCGCAAAAUGAA